This is a messenger RNA of Spinacia oleracea (spinach), 3371 nucleotides long. RefSeq names its product C-terminal binding protein AN. The coding region runs from base 230 to 3046 and encodes 938 amino acids. The transcript is spliced from 9 exons. NCBI's taxonomy places the organism in Eukaryota, Viridiplantae, Streptophyta, Magnoliopsida, Caryophyllales, Amaranthaceae. The record is from RefSeq and is a predicted model, not a curated record. Gene Ontology annotation, biological process: microtubule cytoskeleton organization. Gene Ontology annotation, molecular function: NAD binding.
UUCCUACAAAAACUCUCACUCCAACAAUCUUCCGUCUUCUUCCUUUCCACCCUUUUCUCCCCUCUCUUUCUAUCCUCUUCUUCCCACUUCCGACUUUUCCCUUAUUUACCUCAACAAAUUUCCUAUUAACUCCCGACAAAACCCUAAUUAUGCCCCUAAAUCCUCUCACCAAUUCAUCAUUUUUUCCGAAAAAAUCAUAAUUUCUUCCUCUUCUCCCCUAUUAUUCGCAAUGGAUUAUCAAUCAAACACCGGAUCAACAACCCUUUCAGUAAUCUCGAAACCGAAAGUCUACCGCAUGAUGAACGGCGGAGGAGGUGGCGGGCCCCCGAAAUCACCUCCAUCAAUCUGGUUCGAAAUCCGGCUAUUCUACGUCCGCAUAGCACCUUGCGCUAUUGACGCUGCGCCAGAUCACCUCACCCUCCGACACAUCCGGGAGGAACUCGGCGUUUCGCUUGAAAUUAAUGGCACUCGUAUCCCUGCUUCCGAAACGGCGUCGUCUACGCUUCGCAGGGAUCGCGUUGACAGAGAUUCCUCCGAGGUUACCUAUGUUAGCACCGACAGCGUUAAGAUUUCCGGUGGUGUGGAAUUCGAGGUUUGUGAGAAGGAUAAUUUGCUUCUGUGUGGGUCCCUUGGGAGGUAUGAAAACGAUUGGAGUAUGGAUUGUUACGCCGGCGGUUCGUCGUCAACGUCAUCGUCAGCGUUUUUUCAGCCGAAAUUAGGGAUUUCGUCGCCUUCCAUUGAGGUUUACGUCGCCGGAAGAUGGUCGGAUACACCAGUUAUAUUAACGAAGAUGAUUAAUGUUAGUCCUCGGAGGAAAUCACCAAGGUAUAGUAAUUUGGAUGCGAUUCCCGAGGUUUCCGACGAGUCUGAGAAAGAUCAAAAGGUUGUUGGUGCCAACGGUUUGAUUCACCGGAAAUUACAGAUUACUGAGGCUGAAGAUGAGUAUGAAGCAGAAGGAAAGUUAAUGCACAAUUGGUAUCCAGAUGAGGUUUAUGAAGGAGAGGAUGGGCAGCUCACUUGGUUCAAUGCUGGAGUUAGAGUUGGUGUUGGUAUUGGUCUUGGUAUGUGUCUAGGAGUUGGUAUUGGUGUUGGAUUACUUAUGCGAUCAUAUCAAACCACCACCAGGAACUUCAGGAGGAGCACGAGUAGUGGAAAAGGGCAGAAAUCAAUGGGUAACCACAACAAGCCCACGUCACCCAUACCCUUAGUCGUAACCCUAAACUGCAUCGAAGACAAUGUUUUGGAACAGGACUCCCUUUCCGGAAUCGCCGCCAUCGAACACGUCGGCUUGAAUCGAUUAGCCGACGGAAGAAUUGAGUCAGCCGCCGCUGUUCUCCUCCACUCGCUCGCUUUCCUCCCGCGAGCUGCCCAACGCCGUCUUCGCCCAUGGCAGCUUGUCCUUUGUCUCGGCUCAUCCGACCGCGCCGUAGACUCCGCUUUAGCCGCCGAUCUAGGACUCCGGCUUGUUCACGUGGACGUCUCUCGUUCCGAGGAGAUCGCGGACACCGUGAUGGCUCUUAUUCUCGGUCUACUGCGACGGACGCAUCUGUUGUCGCGGCAUUCUCUCUCUUCUUCUGGGUGGUUAGGGUCUGUGCAACCGCUUUGUAGGGGGAUGCGACGGUGUCGGGGGUUAGUGCUUGGAAUUGUUGGGAGAUCUGCGUCUGCUAGGUCUUUGGCUACCAGGAGUUUGUCAUUUAAGAUGAACGUGCUCUACUUUGAUGUCUCCCAGGCACAAGUAAGCAGGUCGAUAAUAUUCCCCCCUGCUGCCAGGAAAAUGGAGACACUUAACGAUUUACUGGCUGCAAGUGAUGUGAUCUCUCUCCAUUGCGCUUUGACAGAUGAGACUGUCCAGAUUAUAAAUGCUGAAUGCUUGCAGCAUAUCAAGCCUGGGGCAUAUCUGGUGAACACUGGAAGCAGUCAGCUUUUGGAUGAUUGUGCUGUGAAGCAGCUAUUGAUUGAUGGGACCCUUGCUGGCUGUGCUCUGGAUGGUGCAGAAGGGCCACAGUGGAUGGAAGCAUGGAUCAGGGAGAUGCCUAAUGUGUUGGUACUUCCACGAAGUGCAGAUUACAGCGAAGAAGUAUGGAUGGAGAUAAGAGAAAAGGCAAUUUCUUUAUUGCAAUCUUACUUCAUUGAAGGUGUUGUUCCGAGUAGUGCUGUCUCUGAUGAUGAGGAAGAGGAAAGUGAAAUAACCUUUGAAAAUGAGCAUUCUGAUAAACAAGAUAGAGAAAGAGUGCCACAGAGUCCAGUUCCUGGGCACCUGUCAAUUGAUAACUCAACGGCUCCCGAAAGCUCCAAUAGGAAAUCGUCUAUACAAUUAGAUUCUCCUAAUCAGCAUCAGGUUUCAGGUUUGUCUCCAAAUAGUUCCGCCCGAUCUGAAACAAAACGUAGUAGAUCAAGUAAAAAGGCUAAAAAGAGACAUGCUCGCCAAAAGUCCCAACUUAAAUCCGGGGAUAUCUUAGAGAAAGAAAGUAAUUCGCAGCAGGAAGAUGAGACUGCUAUGAGUGGUACUGAGCAGGUGCAAAGUUCUGGUUCCCGUUGUGCUUCACCUGAAGACUCAAGAAGUAGGAAAACAUCGAUAGAAUUGGUGCAAGAAUCAUCUUCCGACUUGUUUCAGAAACCAGGCAAGAGCACUAGUAGGAAAUCUGGGGAAUUACUUAAAGAUGGUUGUGUUAUAGCUUUACAUGCAAGGGAGCGCUCUGUGCUGCAUGUCUCAAGACAAAGGGUGAAGGGGGGUGGUUGGUUCCUUGAUAUAAUGCACAGUGUUACCAAAAGAGACCCUGGAGCUCAGUUCCUUGUUGUUUUUGGAAGCAAGGACACAAUUGGAUUGCGAUCUCUUGCAGCUGGUGGGAAAUUGUUGCAGAUAAAUAGAAAGAUGGAAUUUGUAUUUGCCAGUCACAGCUUCGAUGUAUGGGAGAGUUGGUCACUAGAAGGCCCCUUGGAAGAGUGUAGACUGGUUAAUUGUAGAAAUACACAGGCUGUUCUGGAUGUACGGAUUGAAGUUCUGGCUUCUGUAGGAGAAGAUGGAGUUUUACGCUGGCAUGAUUAGAUUGCAGAGCUGGUGAAAUACUUGUUUGUCAAACCCCCUCAUUUCUUAGGUUGCUUACAUUUCACCACGGCUUGUAACUUUGUAAAUCUUUCAGUACCAUGUAAUCCGUUGUUAGUGUCGUGUCUUGGAGAAAUUUGUUGAGUUUAUGUUGAACAUUCGCUCUGGUCAGUAUACCGCCGACGUUGGGUUGAUCCAAUUUUGUCUUGGAAUAUAUCUUCCAUUUUCUAAUUAUGUUUAUCCAAUUGAAUCAGUUUGUAAGAGGUGUUGAGGCAAUGUAAGAUGAGGUUUUGUAUGAAAAAACAAUACUUGGUACUCUGUAGUAGUC